Kwoniella shivajii is the source of this 15015-nucleotide messenger RNA. RefSeq lists its product as uncharacterized. The record is from RefSeq and is a predicted model, not a curated record. Lineage: Eukaryota; Fungi; Basidiomycota; Tremellomycetes; Tremellales; Cryptococcaceae. The transcript is spliced from 15 exons. Gene Ontology annotation, molecular function: ATP hydrolysis activity; ATP binding. Bases 1 to 15015 code for a protein of 5004 amino acids. Gene Ontology annotation, cellular component: nucleus; preribosome, large subunit precursor. Gene Ontology annotation, biological process: ribosomal large subunit export from nucleus; ribosomal large subunit assembly.
AUGUCAGAGGAUCAGAGAAUGGAUGUGGAUGCGUCGUCCAGCUCGACAAAUAUCCCAGCUGUCGAAACGUCUGUCAAUCGUAUACCGACACACCUCGACCUCCGACGACAACUCACGCUUUUAAUUGAAGACAUCGGAUACUCGCCGUCGUCUCCUCCACCUGUCUCAAUCCCUCGCAUCGUUUUCGACUAUCUACUCUUAGAAAACGCAGAAAACUCGACUAGUCAACUCCUAGAUGCUCUCUCACUGCUCGCUGCUUGCGAAGGCAUCUCAGAUUUCGUUCUAUCAAGAUUUCAACCUAUUCUGAUUGAUCUUUUGGCAAGAUGGCUCCCAGAUUCUGCUUUUUCAGAUGUAGAUCUGUGCGAGAGGAGACUUGGGGUUCUCGCAACAAUUGCAGAAGCUCAUCCCGAAACAUGGAGCAUUACAACGGCAUUUAUCCUCAAAUCGCCUUUCCGCUCGUCGCCAUUAUCAACGAUAUCCGCAUUAGACGUUAGAUCUGUUUCUGCUGACCGAGUUCACUCUCUUCUGCUCUCUUAUCUCCGUCUCCUUACAGCGGAUCCAGCUAUAGCAACUCGUAAUGACUGGCCUCUAUCAUCACUCCAUGACCUCCGUACCGGACAUCCAGAUUGCGGAGUUCGAUUACUGGCGAUUCAAAUUCUAGCCAAGCACAGAGGAUGGGGCGAGGAGAAGAGAAUGUCGAUGGAGAGGGAAUGGGUAGGACCGGUUGACAAGGUGGAUGCGAGUCUUUUCUAUGGAUAUGAGAUUGUGAAAGCAUCCAGCCAAGAGCACGAAGUGCGAAAAAUUUACGUGGAUGGUUGGAUGCUGCCAAUUCUAGAGUCUCAGCGUAAUGACAGAAUACGACUAGGAGCCCCGAAUGUUAAUUACUCAAUAUCUCCCACGAUUCUUCCCACCGACCUAUGUUCUCAUGUUACGCUAGUUGCAGAUUCGUUACUGCACUGUGCUUCUGCCGCAUCUGGAACUACUCCAACUGCCACGAUCCUCCAUGUUCGUACAGCACCCACCGAUGCUGUUCUCCGUGCACUAUGUCCUCUCAUCCAGCUUGGUCUUCCUACACUUCUUACCUCAUCGCCAUCCUCCGGUAAAACCCAUAUCUUACAAUACCUCUCUUCGGUGAUCUUCCCUUCUGUUCACCCUACCAACCAGAUUCUCACUAUACCCCUCGCAGACACCUCCAUUGAUGUGAAGAGUUUGAUUGGUACAUAUGUUUCCUCACCUACAAAACCGGGCACAUUUGAGUGGAUGGAAGGAGCUUUGGCAAAAGCCAUAAGGGCUGGCAGAUGGGUGAUUUUUGAGGAUAUAGAUCGCGGAAGUACGGAGAUGCUCGUCACUAUAUCUGGAAUAACAAGAAGUCUCAAAGCGGGUCGCCCUGGAAGAAGAGCAAGAUUAUCCAUACCUGGACGAGAGGAUAUAGAAGCGGGAGAUGGCUUCGCUCUGUUUGCUACCAGAACCACCAGAACUGGCUACACCGCCCCGUCGUUCUUUGGACACCAUAUUUUCAAUGAGGUUCACCUUGACGCGCCAUCCGAUGAAGACAUCCUUGCUAUCCUAACAGCUGGAUUCAAAAAGCUUCCCAACACUCUUCUUACUGCUCUGGUGAAUAUUUGGCACGAUCUCCAACCAUUUGACAAGCUUUCAGGUCAAGUAAAGGCUCGUGAUAUUGGCCUGCGAGAUCUUGAAAAAUGGUGUGCGAGAGUAGAAAGAAACCUUCCGACAUCGGCCUCUAUGGCUUCACUUGAGAAAUCCGGAUCUGAUAUUUUAUUGAAUCCCAUUCUUCAAGAUGAAAUAUUCCUUGAAGCUGUCGAUAUCUUCGUCGCAUCCCUUGACAAUAAAGGUGUAUCCUUACAAAAACGAGCUCAGAUGUUAGAAAUUAUUGCAAGUGGACUAGGUAUGGAUAAUGAUAGAAUAUCUGCUUUGGCAAGUCGGAAACCCAAUUUUGAACUCAGCCCUGGAUUAAAACAGCUUCAUAUUGGUCGUACCAUCAUGGAUAUUGGGGCUUCAUCGCGACGAAUAGCAGCUCCAUCCUCGCGACCCUUCGCCCUUACCAAGCCCUCGUUGAUUCUUCUUGAGCGUAUUGCCGUAUCUUUGGCUCUCGGUGAGCCCACGCUGCUUGUUGGUGAGACCGGUACCGGUAAGACGACUGCUGUUCAACACAUCGCCUCCAUCGUCAAAAAGCCUCUCACCGUUCUCAAUUUGUCAAUGCAAACGGAAAGCAGUGAUUUGCUGGGUGGAUUCAAGCCAAUAGAUGCUUCAAUAUCCGCCAGGAGUCUUCAAGCACGAUGGCAGAAGCUCUUUUGCGAGACAUUCAGUAUGGGGAAGGCUCAAAAUGGCGCUUAUGUGGAAGCUGCAUCCAAAGCUUUAGCGGGUAGAAAAUGGUCAAGAUGUGCAGAACUUUGGUCUUCUUCUGCUCGCAGGGCUAUAGAUAAGCUUGGAAAAGGCGAGAGUGAAGCUACUACCCCGGACGAAGGAGCACCCCCGAAGCGUAGAAAGAUCACCAAAGCUACAAAAGUAGCUAUUCAGUGGCAGUCUUUGCUGGUGGAUAUCUCAGAAUUUGACUUGCACCAUGUCAAGAUGAAUAGCAAAUUGGUCUUCUCUUUCGUGGAAGGGCCACUUGUCAAAGCCAUGAAAUCAGGUGAAUGGAUACUAUUAGACGAAGUUAACCUUGCCUCUCAAGAAACACUUGAGGCUAUUUCAACUAUCCUCGAAGGACCAAACGCCUCCCUGGUUCUUACCGAGCGAGGGGACGUGGAACCGAUUAUCCGACAUCCACAAUUCCGCCUCUUUGCCUGUAUGAAUCCUGCCACCGACGUGGGGAAGAAAGAUCUUCCGCCUAAUCUUCGAGGACGAUUUACAGAACUCUACGUUCCUCCACCAGAUGACGAUAGAGAAGCUCUUAUUGCUAUCGUUGCUCAAUAUCUUGGUGAUUCUGUUGCAGGGGAUAGAGGGGUGAUUCUGGAUGUAGUGGAGCUCUAUUCUACUGUCAAAAUGCUGUCAAGUGCGAAGGAGAUUGUCGAUGGAUCGAAUGCAGCUCCUCAUUACAGUAUGAGAACGCUUGCUCGAGCUCUGACGUUCGCAGUCGAAAGCGCUCCAUUAUUCGGUCUUCGACGAGGUAUAUGGGAAGGCUUUUUGAUGGCUUUUACCAUGUCACUCGAUGAUGCUAGCACCAAAAGUGCUCAUCAAGCUGCCGAGAGAUAUAUACUCGGUCCAAUGAAGAACGCCCGUGCCGUUUUAGCUCAAAUACCAUCACUUUCUGCUUCAAUGGAUCCAGACGAUUUUGUUCGAUUCGGCCCUUUUUGGCUUCAACGCGGGCCAUUAGGUCCGGCACCUGAAUCAAGAUAUAUCAUCACUCCUUCUGUUCAAUCCAAGUUGUCCGAUCUUGCCCGAGUAAUACUUACCAAGCGAUAUCCCGUACUCAUUCAAGGUCCAACUUCAGCUGGUAAAACUAGUGCCGUGGAGUUCUUAGCUCGUCAGACCGGUCAUCGGUUUGUUCGAAUCAAUAACCAUGAACAUACCGACAUUCAGGAGUACCUCGGUACCUACGUCACCGAUCCUCAAAGUGGCAAUCUAGUUUUCCAAGAGGGCCUACUAGUAACUGCAGUAAAGCAAGGUCACUGGAUUGUACUGGAUGAGCUGAAUUUGGCUCCCACCGAUGUGCUCGAAGCUUUGAAUCGACUACUAGACGACAAUCGAGAAUUAGUUAUCCCAGAAACUCAAGAAGUCAUCAAGCCUCAUCCCAAUUUUAUCCUCUUCGCUACUCAAAAUCCUCCAGGUCUCUAUGCUGGACGAAAAGUUCUAUCCCGAGCUUUUAGGAAUCGAUUUUUGGAAGUCCACUUUGACGAUGUACCUAAAAUCGAAUUAGAAACAAUUCUCUGCCAAAGAUGUCAAAUCGCCCCAUCCUAUGCGAAGAAGAUUGUUCAAGUAUUUGAAGAGCUUCGUCAUCGGCGUCAAGCCUCCAGAGUCUUCGAAUCCAAAGGCUCUUUCGCCACCCUCAGAGACUUGUUCCGAUGGGCAGAAAGAGGCGCAGUAGGUUAUCAACAACUCGCUGAAGAUGGUUACAUGCUACUCGCCGAACGGGCUCGUCAGGACGAGGACAAAUUGGUUAUCAAGCAAGUCAUACAAGAAGUGAUGAAGGUUACUAUCAAUGAAGAUAUGUAUUCGCUCUUCGACGAGAAUAGCAGUGCUUUCUCUCGGAUGCCAAUCACCAAUCUUCCAUCGACAAGUAUGGUCUGGACCAAAGCAAUGCAGCGACUCUAUGCUCUGGUCGCUGCGGCUUUAGCACAUAAUGAACCGGUACUCCUUGUCGGUGAGACCGGUUGUGGUAAAACGUCCGUAUGCGAAGUAAUUGCCUCAAUGUUUGAUCAACAGCUCGUGGGAGUGAACUGCCACCAGAAUAUGGAGACAGCGGAUUUAUUAGGAAGUCAACGUCCCGUUCGAAAUAGAUUGGAAAGGAGAUCAAAAAUCAUCACUUCGCUCAGUCAAUACGGCACCAUAUCUGCAAAUGUCACUGAUGAUGGAUUAACGUCUAUCUGUACCGAGCUCUCCAAGAGGAGUGACAUCGAUCAGCAAGUGAUAAAUACCUGCAAGCGAGAAAUCAAGCAGCUCUCAGCACUGUUCGAAUGGUCUGAUGGCCCUCUCGUGCACGCUAUGAUCGAAGGUGACCUCUUAUUGCUAGAUGAAGUUUCCCUUGCCGAUGACUCUGUUUUGGAACGACUGAACUCUGUACUUGAACCUGGAAGAACACUGGUAUUGGCUGAGAAGGGAGGUGUCAACAUUGACGAAGCUACUAUAAUAGCCAAUGACAAAUUUCAUGUGGUUGCCACCAUGAAUCCUGGAGGAGAUUUUGGAAAGAAAGAGUUGUCUCCUGCACUUAGAAAUCGUUUCACAGAGAUCUGGGUACCAGCCUUGAAUGAUAGAAGUGACUUGCUACAGAUCAUUGGACAAUCGUGGAAACGCAAAGAACUGCAAGAAUGUGGCCCAAGUAUACUAGACUUCUUCUUAUGGUUUGGAGACAGAUUGGGGGAUUCGUCUGGAUUGGGUUUGCGUGAUAUUCUUGCUUGGGUCAGCUUCACCAACGAUAUGUUUAGCAAGGGUUUGAUCGAAGCACAAUCAUUUCAUCACGGUGGUCAAAUGGUAUUGAUUGAUGGUCUUGAAUCACUACCUCAGGUCGCUGGAUUGUCUGCGUUGUCCAUUGCUACCCUUCGAAACGACUGUCUAAGCAAGCUCGAUUAUUAUGCUUCAACCCUCUCAGGCGGGGAUUCUGUACAUUCAGAGCUCGACCUCGCGAUCAAAACGACAUCUGAAUAUGUUUCAAUUGGUAACUUCGCCAUCCCCCGAGGAUCUAUCAUUUCUGAAACUGUAAUGUUCCGCUUCGAAGCUCCCACUACCGCACUCAACGCAAUGCGAGUACUCCGAGGAUGCCAAUUACCUAAAGCUAUUUUACUUGAAGGUAGUCCUGGUGUGGGAAAAACAAGUCUUGUCUCUGCUCUUGCUGCUACUGCUGGUCAUCGACUGCAACGUAUCAAUCUCUCAGAUCAGACUGAUCUCAUCGACUUGUUCGGUUCCGAUCUUCCAGUGGAAGGUGGUCAACCCGGUGAAUUCCAGUGGCGAGAUGCUGCAUUCCUCGACGCAAUGCAAAAAGGAGAUUGGGUUUUAUUGGAUGAAAUGAACCUCGCUUCUCAGACCGUACUUGAAGGUCUGAAUGCUGUUCUUGAUCAUAGAGGAACAGUCUACAUUCCGGAGCUGGGCAAAUCUUUCGAUCGACAUCCAAAAUUCCGAGUAUUUGCAGCUCAAAACCCUUUACAACAAGGUGGUGGUAGAAAAGGUCUUCCCAAAUCAUUCCUCAAUAGAUUCACCAAAGUCUACCUGCAAGAACAUACUUCCGAAGAUUUGAUGAUUAUUUGUCGAGAUCUUCAUCCUUUGCCAACAAAUAUCAUCGAAAAGAUGAUUAUAUUCAACGAAGAAAUGAGACAACAAACCAUGAUCACUAGAACCAUUGGCAGAGAAGGUAGUCCAUGGGAAUUCAAUCUGCGAGAUCUUUUCAGAUGGUUCAAUCUCCUCUCUUCGUCCAAUGGACUGGAAGAGAGCAUUCAUCCAGCUGAAUACUUUUCGAUGGUUUACCGACAACGAUUUCGGAACGAAAGAGACCGGCAAGCUGUCACUCAAGCUUUUGAGGGUAUUUUCGGAAUCAGGGUGGAUAUGAGACGUCCCACACCAUACAUCACUCCUCAAUUCCUGCAAGUAGGACACUCACUCAUACGGAGAGGGGGAAAGUCGACAAUCGAUAUUCAGCUCACCCAUCACCAUCUGGAUAUCGCUCAAUCAGUCCUCAAGAGCAUUGAGCUAGGUUGGCUCGUCAUUCUUGCCGGAGAAAGCGGUGUUGGGAAAAGAUCAUUGGUUAGAGGACUUGCUGAAGCGGCCGGAAGACCACUGGGUGAAUUUUCAAUGCACCCUGGUGUCGAUACUUCCGAAAUUCUUGGUAGUUUCGAACAACAAGAUGUCGGCCGGCUUCUCGAUUCCGUUUCCCGAGAAAUCGCUAGCCUCCUUGAAUCGAUCUCCGAUGUUCAUCCAGACACUGCGGCUCGUCUCGCCCAGUUUAAGUCCGCUCGCCAACAAUGUUCUAACUCGUCCAACGUCAAUGCGGUACCCCUGUUUUGCAACCUCUGUGAUGAUAUCAUCUUGCAAUUAGCUUCUCACAUCGACACCAACACAGCUCGCCUAACCCUCAACAGCCUCAUUAAAGCUGGACCAAACGCAGUCGGGUUCGCGUGGAUCGAUGGCCAAUUGAUUCACGCCAUCAAGAAUGGUGGCUGGUUCCUUAUCUCCGAGGCCAAUCUCUGUAGUGCUUCGGUCCUGGAUCGGCUGAAUAGUCUUUGCGAGUCUGACGGUGUACUUGUUCUCAGUGAAAAAGGUUCUUCCACCGGUACUCCUGAAAUCUUGAAACCUCACAAAAAUUUCAGGUUGUUCAUGACAUAUGAUCCAAGACACGGAGAAUUGUCAAGAGCGAUGAGAAACAGAGGUGUCGAGCUGUUCGUAGCUCGAUCUGAGGUUGAGCCAACUCAGGUUCAUCAGUCGUCGGCGUUGUCGGAUCAUUCACUACUCCGACAAGCAGCUGUUCUUUCAGGUACCGCAAUAUCACUAGCCGAUGCGCAGGCUACUUCAGCAGCUUCAUUAGCCGCUAAUAACGUGUCCAGUCAAAGCCAAGAAAUCAUACCAUUCUUGCAACGGAUCAAACACACUAUCGAAUCUGGAGAAAGAUCUAUUCUCGGAGUGGCAGCGCAAAUUCUCAGUGAGGGUCCUGUGGUGGAUGCUCUCAAAACCAUAGCAAACCGAGCUUGUAGUGCUCAGAGAAUCCAGUCAGGCUUCUCAUCCUCACUGCCUAUCGAUAUCGCGCUCAACCCCAACACGCAUGCUCAAUACCGUGGAGCUGUGUUCACUGUCUUGCAAGCUCUUCUCCGAAAUGAGACUCGCCAAGAGGAGAUUCAAGCUUGGUUGACCAAUCCAGUGAACGCGAAAAGCGUCCUUGCUGUAUCUGCUGUUUCGGUUCGACGUGGACCUUCGAGAAACAAAGCUCAACCUGGAAAUGACAUUUAUCCUUUCACAAACCACUUCAGAGAAUUAUUUAAGCAACAGCUACCGGCCGUAUUUGCAGAAAGCUCAGAUUUCGGUUCGAACUAUUUCGAGCAACUUGAGCGUGUUUGUGUAUACGUAAAGCUUAUCGAGGAUCAUGCUAAGAGUAAUGCGUUCGACUACUCAUCCACUAAAUUGCUUGCAAGCUGGCUUAACGAAGACCUUCAAGCGUUAUCUCAUCUUGCUCCUAUCUUGGAGAAGUUACAGACAUUAGUAAGAACCGUCGAAAUCACAAGCGGUUUAGGUCAAACCCAGGUGUGGAUGUUGUUCCGGGAUAUAGUCGGAGAGUCAUCCAAUCAUGCUCAUAUCACCAGAUUGGCGGAAAUGGCAAAUGAUGUACAGGAUCCUGAGCUUCGUCGGUCUGUUCUGCAAGCUUUAGCCAGGAUGACUGAUGAGACACCUUCUGCGGAAGCCAUCUCUGAACUCGAAAGUUUGAUCAGGGCCACUCGCUCUAGCGUCCCCAUGCAACUGAAAAGCCUCGAAGGAUGGACCAGUGGACCAGUGAUCAGUGCUCUGGAACUGGCCACAAUAGCUGGAGAUGCUGGAGGUGCGAUAGCAGUGAUGCUAGCAGAUCCAAAUUUGGACCUCAGUACUCUCGUACCAGUUCAACGAUCUUCGAAUAUUUCUCGCUCACCUGCAAUAGUCUUCCAAGCUCUGUCGAGCUGGAUUAAGAGAAUGUGGGAUCAUUCGAAUCCCAAUACCGAGGAACUGGACGGUCCAGCCGAUCUCUUCAAACCGAUACGCUUAGCUUCAGCCUUACGUUUCAGUACGACCGAGACAAUCAAAAUGUCAGAAAUACCUCAACAAGAUGACGCUUUGAGUUUCUCCGUCCAGACACUAUUGUGGGGUACUCAAGCGACGGAGGAUCGGAAGGGAAAUACAUACGCCCUGGCCAUGAAAUCUAUAGAAAUGAUACUUUCCGGUUUCGGUAUUUCCAUUAUCUUCAGCAGUGAUCCGUCUGCCGCUCUCGCUCAGCUUGGUCAAAUUCUGGCGCAGGGAUCUAGUGACCCUGCCAUCGUCUAUCUUCAUCAGACCCUUGGCCGCAGAAUCCUGCCAGCUUUCAAGAGCACUGCGAAUCAAGGUGAAGAUCUCAGAGCUGUCGGAAAUCUCUGGCUAUCGAUUUCACGCUUCCUUUUGGAUAUCUACGUCACUAAUAUCCCCAUUGAUCCUGGAGUCAGGCGUUCGCUGCUGGGAGAAAUCCUAGAGACACGAUUGACACUUGUCCAAGAAGAGCUAUCAGCAGCCGAAGCUGGUGAAAUAGCUAUCAAGGGUAUUGCCGACUCCUUACGAAUCGAUGGUAUCAACCAGAGAAUCGAGCGAUUGACUGAGGAUCAAGAUGCUCUUGGACCGACCCUGAAUCGACAUCCGGACGCCAAUAGACUAUCUUACCUGUUCAACGAAGUCGACACGUUUUUAAACGAUCCAUAUAGCGAGAAGCGCACUACUGAACUUGUUAACGCUUUAGAAAGUGGUCUCACUCAAUCUUUUGCAAGAGAAAGCGAUUUCCAACUUGCAUCGGCUGCAUUCGUUCAGAGAUUGACAUCCAAUUAUCACGACAUGGCCGAUCUUAUUCAACCAAUAAUCACAGCUACUCUGUUCGGCAAAUUCGGAUUACGAAUACUGGCAAGAGAUGCCAAAUUGCAUUCAGCUAAACCCGUCUCGACCUUGAAGGAUGUAGUGGCAUUCCCCCUUGCAGCGGGAGUGCACCGGAUCCAUCGACUCUCAUCUGAAUCUGCAGCCAAUCUAACCAGCAUUAUCUCCGAGCAGUUGCUUUCCGCUGCCGCACAUACAAGCCUGUUACAAACGAAACAACAGCGCUUGACACACUUACCUGGCCUCUUCCUGCAACUCGAUCAUCUUUAUCAAUCAUGGAGUACCAUUCGAUUGCGAGAGCAGCAAGAUUCACAAGCCUCUGAAAGUUUGUAUCGAGUGCGGAAGACUGACAUCGAAGUGCUGUCAGAUCAAGAGCAGGAGGAGAAAGAGUUUGCCGAGAUGUUUCCUCAAUACGAAGAUGCUGGGGCAGAAGACGCCGUGCUCAUCAAGGAGAAAUCAAGAGCAGAUGAUACCAAAGAAGACAAACGAUCUUUCACACCAAAUCACGUCUUAUCUUUCCAUCAGCUUGUUCUUGAGGUCUUUGGGUCUUCUCAGCGUACUUCCAGCUCUCUACUAAAGGGUCUGAUCGACGACACUUUACACAAUGCCUUUGAUAGCUCGGCGUAUGAUGAAGUACUGGAUACCACCAGUCUUGCCUAUCAAGUUUCGCUCCUACAUCGCCGACAAAUCGAAGUCAAAACCUCUCCAGUUCAACCCAACUUCUACUUGUCUUCUAAUGAACCGGAAGUAAGAAAAGCUCAUUCUAUUCUCAUCCGCUUGGUUGGUAGACUCGAUCAUCUCAUUGCCGAAUGGCCAGAGCAAAUGGUUCCUCAGCAUAUCAAAGAUCGAUGCGAGCGGAUUCUCAUCCUAAGCACUCGAAGUCCAGUGGCUCAAGUACUUUCCGCAAUGGAACAGCUUCACGUCCAUACAGAAGAUUGGGAAGCGUAUGCCAAUCGAGAAAAUUCCCUUGGUACCUUCAGAGACGAAAUUUCGAGUCUCAUUAUCGAUUGGCGACGCUUGGAACUCGCGUCAUGGAUGCGACUGCUCGAUGAUCAAGCAAAUCAAUACAUUGCUCAAGAUAACGAAUGGACUUUGCGAUUGUAUGGAGCUCUCAUUCACGGCGCCGUCAGUGCCACCGAUAUCACCAAACACAUUGAAGAAGUCCUUCCUAUGAUCUCCACUUUCAUCAACACAAGUACUUUUGGUACUUUCUCUGCUCGAUUACAACUUCUUACCUGCUUCCAACAUAUGGCUACAGAUCUUUCGGCUCAAGUCGUUGGCCUUCGAUCAAUCGCAACCCUACUGCACAAUAUCAUUGCCAAUUCUCGCCUGUUCGAACCGAGAAUUGCUGAUUCUAUGCAUAGUCAACGUUCAGUCAUCGACAAGGCAAUCAAGGACUUUGUAAAACUUGCAAGCUGGAAAGAUGUUAAUGUUUGGGCUCUCAAAGCCAGUGCUCAAAAGUCACACAAGCACCUUCAUCGAAGUAUUCGAAAAUUCAGGGAUGUCCUCCGACAACGUGUUUCUCCUAUUCUUGGUGAACUUACGGGUAUAGUAUCCCAAGAAACUGCUGUGUCAUCGGAGCAAACUUUGUCAACGGUAUUCGACAUAUCUCCAUUGCCGAUCCAGGCGAUAGAAGCUAGACGUCAAGCGAACCAGACUGUCCCAGAUCUUCUUGUCCGACUUGAGACCACAUUCACCCAAUACUCUCAUAUUCAUGAGCGGAUUCGAUCUUCUUUGACUGGCCUCAGUGCUUCUCAUAUGGACAAUAUAGCGGUUGAGAUUAUCGAAACCGCCGCUGCUCUUGCCAAAGCUACACCAUCUUCACUGACAAAAGAAAACAAGAAGAUCGUCAAUAAUCUUGCCAGCAGAAAGCGAAAAGCCUUUUCAGAUUUGCUGAAAGCUCUGCGAGCUUCCGGAUUUUCGAACGCUGUACGAGCGGAUCAACUUGCUCGUCAGCAAUCAACCAUCUGGCUGGCAAGCAGACCAGCCAUCUCCGUUGAAGGUCUUCCAGCAGGAUUUGACAUGACUGGUGUAAAGAAAAUCGAUUCUUACCAUUAUAAGAUGGACGUUAUGAUGUCAGCUUUACGAGCUGCAUUCAACGGACAUAAUGACGAUAUAGCAUCUCAAGACUUGGAAAGAGGCAUCGGCUUCACGGAGUCAGUGUACGCUGCUGCUUUGACUGAAAGAGAUAGGACUGCGAUUGAGGUUAAAAUUCUCGCUAAAAUCUCCUCAAUCCUUCAUCGUAUACGUCACUGCGGACAAUCAACCUCAAUCUCCGGAAGUCAAGCUAUUCUGAGCGCCCUCAUUGAAGCAGAAGCAUUCACCAGUCAGAUCCAUGGUGCUCUUCGCGAAGUUGAAGAUGGUAUUCGACAAUUGCGAGAAUUGCGAGGGACGCAAGUCCGAACGGAUGAUACAACAGUACUUCAUGAACUUAGACAGGAGACGAGUAUACUUGUCCAAGCACUCUCAUUGGCGUUGGACUUGUCGAAGCAUUCUGGCUGUUUGAUUUUCACUGAUGAUGAAGCCGGUUUACUCGAAACAUUUGGACGGAUCCGCAUCAGACUUAUGGAGUCUUUCGCUUCUCAAGCUAUCGUCUCACCAGAUUUACGACACCUCCUUAUUCCUGUACUUGAUAUGGUAAAACAAAUGAGACAAUUCGCUUCUCCUCAGCCUAAAUCUGGUCUGUCUUCGCAGGCCUGGAAACUAAGUGACGAAUUGAUCCAAGCAUUACUUGUGGUCACUCAGCAAAUGAAAGCACCACCACUUUUAGAAUUGCAAGAAGACGAGUCUCCUCAUGUCCUGACAGAGCUCAAGGAGCAACGAAACUUCACUGCUUCUUUGAGAAUAUCUGAGAUCAUUGAACGUGUCGUCGCCUUUACGGAGACUCUGACCGACGAACAAUUCGCCUCAACUUCUGCUCCUGACUGUCUGGCCAGAAUCACACCUUUCCUGGAAACUCUGGCCGAAUCUUACGCUCAAUCCGUAUCCUCUCAUGUACAAAUCGUGAAAGCAACUUACAAACUGUCUUAUGUUGUUGGAAGGAUAAUGCUUGAUCUUGCUCAAAAGGGAUUCUGCAAGCCAUCUGAACAAUCUGAAGAUGACGGAUCCGGUGGAGAUGGUGAGAUGACAGAAGGAUCAGGUAUGGGUGCAGGAACUGGUGACAAGAAUGUCUCAUCUGAAAUCAAGGAAGAAUCCCAAGUUGAAGGUUUACAAGGUGAAGAAGAGGAAGAAGAGCAAGAUCAGCAGAAAGGUGAUGAUGAAGAUGAUGACGCUUUCAGUAUGGAUGAGGAUUUCGAAGGUAAAUUGGAAGAUGGAAAAGAGAAAGAUGAUGAAGCUGGAAGUGGCGAUGAAGAAGAAGAGGAUGAGGACCACGACGAACAUGUUGGCGAUGUUGAUCCUUUAGAUCCCGGAGCCGUAGAUGAGAAGUUCUGGGGAGAAGACAAAGAAGAAGAGCAGAAAGAAGGCGGAAACGAGGAAUUGAUGGAUCAAAAAACCCAAGAGCAAGAAGGUGAAUCUGAAAUGGCCGCCAAAGAGAAAGAAGGUAAGGAUAGCAAAGAAAAAGAGAAGGACAAGGAGAGAGAAGAAGGAAAAGAGGGUGACGAAGCUCCUGAAGGACUGCAAGAAGAACAACAGAAGGGUGACGACGGCGAAGGCGAAGAUAUCGAAGAGGAUCAAGUGGACCAAGAAGGUGAAGAACAGGGUGAAGAAGAUAAACCUGCUGCUCAAGAUCAAGACCAAGUCGCUGUGCCAGAAGGAGACAAGCUUGAUUUACCUGAAGAUUUGAACUUUGACGAAGAAGAAGGCGAAGAUGGUGAUGGCGAAGAUGGCCUGGACGACGAUAUGUCGAUUCCGGCUGAUGGAGAAGACGAAGAUCACCCAGAUCGCGAUAAUGGUGAAGAUAUAGAUAUGGGUAAUGAGGAAGAAGGAGAAAUGACCGAGGGAGCCCCUCCUGCAACGGGUAUAGGUGAGGAUGAGACGGAGGAGGAAGCUCAAACAGAGCAGAAUGUGGACACGUCUGCUUCCAACGAACUCGCUCAGGAAUCUGAACUGAGCAAAGGCGUUAGUGGUGGUGCAGAAGGAGAAUCGAAAGAGGAGAAAGAUGCUGAGGCAAAGAAUGACGGUGAAAAGGAAGAAGUGGAGGCUGAGGCCCAGGGCCAAGAUGGACCGGCUCCACAAUCCGAACAGCAAUCUGGUCCGUCUAACGAUCAACAGCAAUCUGAUGGCCCUGUAGACUCUACCGGUGCCCCUCUUCCUGCUCAAGAUCAGUCUCAACCCCAAGCCUCUCGAAGUCUUGGCGAUAUCCUGAAAGAUAUUCGAAGACGUCAAGAUGAAAUCCUUUCUCAGCAAGAGAGGGAACAACCUCCAGAUGAUCAACAAGCUCCCGAACAAGGUCCUGGUCAAGUCGAGUACAUUAAGGAGGAUGAAGCCAAAGAAGAAGAUAUGCAGGCUCUUGGACGAGCUGGAGAGGAAGAAAGACAGAAAUUGGAGGAUCUCAAUAUCAUUGAUGAGGAAGAAGGUGAAGGGGAGAUAGGUGGCAUAGAAAAUCCGGACGACGAAGAGGAAGAUACAGAACUUGAUAAUGGAGAAUUCCAAGAACGCGAACUCACUCACCGAUCAGCUGCACCGGUCGAUCCUGAUAGAGAAAGGGAAGAGAAAGCUCUCACUCAAGCAGACAUCGGAACUGGACCUAAAGGGCAAUCGGCGGAGGAUGCUACGGAUGCCGAUUUCGAUAUGCUCGAAGAUGAAGAAAGCAUAGAGAACAAAGAUGUCAAACCUGAUCUUGAAAUCGAAGAACCCGAAGUUGCUCUCGUUGAGUCAGCCAUCACUGCCACCGGAAACUUAGCUGCUGAAGACUUAUGGCGACAAUAUGCGUCAAUGACCAGUGACUUAUCUUACGCUUUAUGUGAGCAACUUCGAUUAAUCCUGGAACCAACUCUAGCAACCAGACUUCAAGGUGAUUUCCGCACUGGAAAAAGGUUGAACAUGCGCAAGAUCAUACCAUAUAUCGCAUCUGAAUAUACAAAAGACAAAAUCUGGUUACGCAGAACUAAGCCUUCAAGGAGAGAAUAUCAAGUGCUGUUAUCCUUGGAUGAUUCAAGAUCAAUGUCAGAAUCGCAUUCAAUCGACUUGGCAUAUCAAACUCUAGCGCUAGUAUCACAGGCUAUGAAUAAAUUAGAAGUUGGUCAAGUCUCCAUUGCCAAAUUCGGUGAAUCCAUCGAGAUUUUACACCCGUUCAAAGAAGGUGGAUUUACAGAUUCCGAUGGAUCAAACGUCAUGUCAUCUUUCAAGUUCAAUCAACAUAAAACAGAUGUAGCAAGUUUAGUUGAAAGGACACUAAGUUAUUUAGCAGAAGCUAGAUCUUCAAGUAGUAUGAGCUCAAGUUCACCUGAUUUAUGGCAAUUACAAAUAAUCAUAUCCGAUGGUGUCUGUCAAGAUCACAAUAAGCUUCGAAGGUUAUUGAGGAAAGCCAUAGAAGAAAGAGUGAUGAUCGUUUUCAUCAUUGUUGAUUCCUUACAUCAAUCUACUACGGGCCCAAGUCAAUCUCAACCGGCUGGAUCGUCAGCGACAAAUGGAGGAGGAAGUAAACCCAGUAUUUUGUCAAUGCAGACUGUCGAAUACAAGAUGGAAGGAGGUGAAAUGAAAUUGGAUAUGAAGAGAUAUCUAGAUACUUUCCCGUUCGAGUUCUAUGUGGUGCUCAGAGACGUAGAAGCCUUACCGGGUGUGUUGGCGGAUACGUUAAGACAGUGGAUGGCUAGAGUCAGCCAAUCUCAGGAAUAG